Dermacentor andersoni is the source of this 867-nucleotide messenger RNA. Lineage: Eukaryota; Metazoa; Arthropoda; Arachnida; Ixodida; Ixodidae. The record is from RefSeq and is a predicted model, not a curated record.
AUGAUCGCUCGAGACCUCCGGCCGUACGAGUUCGCGGAGAACAAAGGAUUUCGGCACUUGAUCCACCACCUCCAGCCCCAGUACAAGAUCUCGCACAAAACUUCGUUUUCAAGAACAGUAAUUCCUGAGCUGUACCGAAGCACAGUCGACUCACUCAAGACACAAAUAGCGUCGGACAUAGCAAACGAACUAGAGUCGCUCGCAUUCAAAACUGACAUGUGGACAUCCAGGGCAAAUCAAGAAUACAUCUCUUUGACCUGCCACUAUAUUACACAAGAUUUCGCAGUCAAGGCCUCCCUACUGGCGUGCUGUCACCUGCAAGAAAGCCACACAGCUGUGAAUAUCCAAGCCUGCUUGACCGAAAUCGUAAAGGAGUGGUCUCUCGGCCUCAGCAAUGUGCCUGUGGAUGUAGUGACAGACAACGGUCGGAAUAUCCGUGCCGCCAUGCGUCAGAUAGAAUGGAUCCCACUUCAGUGCCUGGGACACACGUUACAACUGGCAAUCGAGGACGCAAAAGAAACGCCGCUGGUUUCAUUGCUGUGCAAAAAGGCACGAGCGUUAGUGGGGCACAAUAAACACAGCGCUAAGGCAACUCGCCGGCUCAGGGAGUGCCAGAAGCGCAUGGAGCUGCCAAGUAUAGACCUUAUUCAAGAUGUGGACACGCGUUGCAACAGUGAACACGCAAUGCUGAGCCGCUUGGUGCAGUUAAGAGACGCUGUCUCACUCAAAAUAGCAACAUCAGAAACAAAUGUGAGCCGCCUUUCCCCAAUUGAGUGCAAUGUUGCUGGAAGCUUUGUGCCGAUCCUGCAGCCUAUUGGAGAUGCGACUACAGAUUUUAGCGGCCAGAGGUACAGAACUAUAUCAUAA